UGGCGGCCUGGAUACAGGCUCACUGAUGCUUACAUGAUUUAAAUGUUUUUUCUCCAGAUUUCAAGUUUUAAAACGUCUGGUGGCACGAAUGCAUGUUUCGUUUUGGUUACUGCUAUCGUUUGGGUGCAGCGAUAUCAAAAACCGAGGGACUUGCAAACGGUAAGGGAUCAUUUGUGCAGGCGCAAGAAAAAAAGUUUGAGCAUCAUUAAAAAAAGAAAAAAACAUGAAGAGACAGGCCGAGCGGGACUCGAGUCCUGCGAGAGCAAUAGCCAAACGAAUAAGGGACAGGGAUCGGGACCGGGAUGGAAGUCGCAGGGACGACGGUCCGCCCGCACCCCUCGCUGCACUCCUCGCCGAGAGUCGAAAUUAUCACAAACACCAGGGUCGCAGUCGCAGCAGAGAGCGUGAGAAGCCCCGGCUUAGGGAGGAACGCGGCGCGGUUGGGGACCCGCAUCACCGGCAACACCAUCACGACCUUGGUGUGAUCAGCCGCCCCCCACUGCGGACUACAUCUGUGUUACCCAAAACGAGCAAGGCGGCAGCCGAGCUCCUUAGCACCCGAGGAGUUGGCAGCUUGGAAUACAAGACUCUGCUCAUUAGCAACCUGGGUUCCCAGCUACCUGAUGAGCAUGUGGAGGACGGACUGUUUCACGAGUUUAAAAAGUUUGGAGACGUCAGCGUUAAGCUCUCCCACACUCCCGAACUGGGUCGGGUCGCCUACGUCAAUUUCAGGCAUCCAGAUGACGCCAAGGAAGCCCGGCACUCCAAAGCCAGGUUAGUGCUAUAUGAUCGCCCCCUUAAAGUGGAACCCUUGUACCUAAGACGCCGCAGCUGCACGCCGCCUGAUGUGGGCUACGUGCCUUUGCAUGCUGCUUACCCUUACAGGCAAAGGUCCUUGUCUCCGGGCGCAGGAGCCAGUAACAUCAGAGACGCCAGGGCCAGGCACUAUGCUGUAGAGGGCCUGGGGUUAAGCAGGGAACGGGAGAGGGUAUUAGACUAUUAUGGUAUGUUAGAUGAAAGGGGGCGGUCCUAUCCCUACCAGCUAGCAGAGGAGGAUUUAAAGCCAGAGGAUGACCAGAGAGCCACAAGGAACUUGUUUAUUGGUAACCUCGAUCACAACGUGUCAGAGGGAGAGCUCAGAAGAGGCUUUGACAAGUAUGGGAUUAUCGAAGAGGUGGUUAUUAAGCGACCGGCGCGAGGCCAGGGCGGAGCCUACGCCUUCCUCAAGUUCCAGAACCUGGACAUGGCGCACAGGGCCAAAGUGGCGAUGCAGGGACGGGUGAUCGGGGGCAACCCGGUGAAGAUCGGCUAUGGGAAGGCCAACCCCACCACGCGGCUGUGGGUGGGCGGCCUCGGGCCCAGCACCUCCCUCGCCGCCCUGGCCCGGGAGUUCGACCGCUUCGGCAGCAUCCGCACCAUCGACUACGUGAAGGGGGACAGCUUCGCCUACAUCCAGUACGAGAGCCUGGACGCUGCGCAGGCCGCCUGCGCGCAGAUGCGGGGCUUCCCCCUGGGGGGCCCCGAGCGGCGGCUGCGCGUCGACUUCGCCAAGGCCGAGGAGGCGCGCGCCUACCCGCAGCAGUACCAGCCGCCUGUCGCCCUGCCGGCCCACUAUGACCUGCUGGCCGACGGGUACAGCCGGCACCGCAGCCUGGAGAGGGAGCUGAGGGCCCGCGACCGCACCCCCACGCGCCCGCUGUUCUCUGAGCGGGAGAGGGAGAGGGGCCUAUUGGACAGGGACUGGACCAGCCCCCCCAAGAGCCUGGAGCGGCGGAACAACGCGGAGGCGUCGGGGCGGGGCCGGGCCCGCAGCCGGAGCCGGGAGCGCUGGGCGAAGGAGCGGGAGGCGGAGCGCGGGCAGGGCAAGCCCUGGGAGGAGCGGCGAAAGCGCAGGAGCCCGUCCAGCGAGCGGCAGUUUGAGGACAGGGGCCGGCAGAAAGCGCGGGGGGCGGCGCUGGGGUCGCCAGACCACAGCCCUGACAGGCCCCGAGGGAGGCCCUCAGACCCGUCCCUGGAGCCCCGGGACUACACCCCCGACGGCAGCCGGCACUCGAGUGAGGACCGGCCAGUGCAGGAUGGGCACGACUCUUCAGCACCCCAUAGGAAAGAGCAUGAACCGGAGCGGAACCACCGGACCAGCGAUGGCGAGGCAGAAGCGCAGGCCAAUGAGUCCAAACCUGACAGCAAGAAGCCGAGCACGCUGUCGGAGUACGCGCAGACCCUGACCCAGGUGUGGCAGGGAGCCCUGGUCCUGAAGAACAGCUGCUUCCCCACCAACGUGCACAUGUUAGAGGGAGGCCCCGUCUUCCUCCACUCCCUCAUGAGGGACAAUCAGGCCCAGGGGGGCAAGAUCGCCCAGCUAAAGAUUGCACAGCGGCUGCGCCUGGACCAGCCCAAACUGGACGAGGUGACCCGCCGGGUCAAGCUGGGCGGUCCGGACGGGUACGCCGUGCUGCUGGCGGUACAGGGGACAGUUGACAGGGCGGCCCCCCCGCCUGAGCCGGGGCUGCAGCGGCGGCUGCUGCGUAACCUGGUCACCUACCUCAGAAACAAGCAGGCGGCGGGCGUGAUCGGCCUCCCCCUGGGGGGCCCAAAGGAGGGCGAGGCGGGCGGCAUGCUCUACGCCUUCCCCCCUUGCGAAUUCUCCCAGCAGUACCUGCAGGCUGCUCUCAGGACUUUGGGCAAGCUUGAGGAGGAUCACCUGGUGAUCGUGAUUGUUAAAGAUUCAGUCUGAGAAACAGUUGUUAACAGUCGUUGUGUCUUCUUCCUGUUGUGCCAGCAGGUUUAGAGGAUUGAUAUGCUCUUGGGGUUUAAAGGGCAGGAAAAAGAAACAUAAAGCUGGUGUUCCUGUUACAAGGGGAGGGCCACAGCAAUGCUGCUACAUUUUGUGUAACAGAAAGAAGAAAAUGAAAG
This is a messenger RNA of Megalops cyprinoides (Indo-Pacific tarpon), 2913 nucleotides long. RefSeq names its product RNA binding motif protein 15B (gene rbm15b). Gene Ontology annotation, biological process: regulation of alternative mRNA splicing, via spliceosome. The transcript has a single exon. Gene Ontology annotation, cellular component: nucleus. The coding region runs from base 224 to 2734 and encodes 836 amino acids. Lineage: Eukaryota; Metazoa; Chordata; Actinopteri; Elopiformes; Megalopidae. The record is from RefSeq and is a predicted model, not a curated record. Gene Ontology annotation, molecular function: mRNA binding.